Aureobasidium vineae is the source of this 1320-nucleotide messenger RNA. The record is from the annotation of a GenBank genome assembly. NCBI's taxonomy places the organism in Eukaryota, Fungi, Ascomycota, Dothideomycetes, Dothideales, Saccotheciaceae.
AUGCCUCGAGCUUCUGUUGGCGACUACCCCGAGCAAGGUCCUUUCACGCCUGUCGAGUGUGAUAUGAUCGAGUCUCACAUGUUGAUGUUCUGCCGCGACCACAACUUGUCGCGCGAUCAACUCAUCGGUAUGAUCCAGUCCUCGUCACGCGAAAUGAGCAAAGUCUACGUCGACCUCGCCACCGACAUCCUGCCACACCGCAACCGUCGCGCCGUGCAACGCUACUGCCGCCGCCACUACAACAACUUUCAACGCGGCCGCUGGACCGAAGAACAAGACGAACUACUGCGCACCGCAUACGCCGAGACUCCCAACAAAUGGGUCAAGAUUGGUGAGCGCGUGGGCCGUAUGCCAGAGGACUGCCGCGACCGCUGGCGCAACCACGUCUCGCUCGACCAGCGCCACACGGACGUCUGGACCCAGGACGAAGAACAGAAGCUCGCUAACGCCGUUAGCGAAUGCCUGCGCGCCGUCCAAGCAACUAUGGACACGACCCUCAGCCGCGAGAUCGAAGACGAUUACAUUGCCUGGAACGUGGUCGUGCAGAAGAUGAACGGCAGCCGCAACCGCUUGCAAUGCAGCAUGAAAUGGCGCAAAAUCAAGGCCCGCGUGAUCCGCGAAGAGACCGCACAACGCGAACGCGAAGACGCCAUUGAGCGCGGCGACAUCAUCCGCGAGCCAGAGGAACUCUACGACGACGGCAUGACCUCCCCGCACACCACCACCCGCUGGAAAGCCGAAGCCGCCCGCCGCUUCGACGAAAUGACCGUCGGCGACAUGCUCGACGUCACCCGCGAAACCCUCUACGGCGCUCAGAUGGGUGCCUUUUCCUCCAAAAACACCUUCUGGGCCGUGGUCACACGCUUGCACGGCGGUUCUCCCUGGACAACCGCCGACCGCAAGAUCGUCUACAAGCGCCUCCGCGACAACGUCGGCGACGUCCAUGACUUCAAGAGCAAUCUCGAGAACCAGGUCGCAUGGCUGGAGAGCCAUUUCGACCCUGAAGCACUGGCCGUGCGCACGGCGCCCAGGCAUCGCUUGCAGCACAAUGGCAGAAGAAGCACAGGCACCUUCCGUAGCGAGGAAAAAGUGCAAGAGAGUGAUGAAGAGGGAGACUUGACCAUGCCUUCUUUGGGCGUUGAACAGCAGAUCAAUGAGGAGAUGGCAGAUGCUGUUUCUCAUGCUGGGGACGAUGCCAAGUUUGGCGCUGAAGAAGAGGCGGAAAUGAAUGGAAAUGGUAAUGGAUAUGUUGAUGAGCAGGAGCCAGAGCAAGAGCCUGAAGUGCCUGAGUCUGAGCAUGAGGAGGCGGACUAUAACUGA